This is a messenger RNA of Lactuca virosa, 459 nucleotides long. The record is from the annotation of a GenBank genome assembly. Lineage: Eukaryota; Viridiplantae; Streptophyta; Magnoliopsida; Asterales; Asteraceae.
AUGAUAAGCAAUCAAGGUACUAAAAAUGCUGAGAAUGCUGGUAUCAAUGUCACUAAGGCCCAAGAAUUACCAGCAAGAUGUGGUCAACGUGUCAACCCGAUCUCAUGCAUCACCUCCACCUCUAAGACUACUCCAGGUACAAGUGAUUCCCAAAGCUUAGGAAAUUCCAUGGUCUACUUAUUGUACCCGUUGAUGCUAAUCGCAGCUGAGGUGGCGUUGGGCAGUAGGAGGCUGCUUUGGUGGCCUUCUGCUUCUUCUUUCUUGCUUAAAAUUGCUAGUGAAAACAAAUGGGAUGAGGGAGAGAGCUGUGGUGAUCGAAAACAACAGCAACAAAUGGUUGGGGAUGUGCUCUCCGGUGGUAGCAGUGAAGGGUGGGGUGGUGGCAGUUUGAUGGCAGCAAGGUGGAUGCCACCUCUUCCUUCCUUUUUCUGGGCAGAAACAGAUAAGAGGGAGAUGUGA